Ornithorhynchus anatinus (platypus) is the source of this 1687-nucleotide messenger RNA. RefSeq names its product lymphocyte antigen 86 (gene LY86). NCBI's taxonomy places the organism in Eukaryota, Metazoa, Chordata, Mammalia, Monotremata, Ornithorhynchidae. The transcript has 5 exons. Gene Ontology annotation, biological process: innate immune response; positive regulation of lipopolysaccharide-mediated signaling pathway. The record is from RefSeq and is a predicted model, not a curated record. Bases 54 to 527 code for a protein of 157 amino acids.
AAAGAACAGUUCUCUCUCGCUCGUUUUGGCACUCCCAACCCACCGUCUACACCAUGAGGAUUUCCCUGGCUGUCUUGGUCACUUCGGCUCUGCUGGGUCCCUGCCACAGCCUGGACUGGCCCAUACACACAGCGUGCAAGGAGGACGGUUUGGAAGUUCUCUACCAGAGCUGCGAUCCUUUCCAAGAUUUUGGCCUUUCUAUCGACCACUGUUCGAAACAACUGGGAUCCUAUCUAAAUGUGAGAUUUGCAAUUAUUUUAAGACGUGACAUCCAGGAACUGUUCAUUGACAUUAAUUUCUUCUCCAAGGGAGCAUCCAUCUUAUCUUAUUCACUCCCAGUGUGUGAACUGGAUUUCCCGCAGUUUACUUUCUGUGGAAGAAGAAAAGGAGAACAGAUCUACUUCAAUGGGCCGAUAAAUAUUCCUUCCAUACCAGUUAUCCAGGGAGAAUACCAUGUUUCAGUGACACUCUUCAAUGGACAGCAGAACAGCAUUGCUUGUGCCAACUUCACUGUAAUCAGCCUAUGACUUCUUUUCCUGCAAUUCCACUGCACCCACGUUCUGUGUCAUGAGAACUGCAGUCUGGGGCCAGAAAAAAAACAUUAUCCCUGAAUGAGAAGGAUCAUAAGACCAAUUUUCCCUGGAGAGUUCAGGGGCUGAGAAACUCCAAAAGCUGAUGUAGACCGUAAGCUCCUUGAAGGACAGGGCACUCAGUUUGGAAUGUACUUUCUCAAAUACUUAGUAGGAUGCUCUGCAUACAGUAAGCGCUCAAUAAAUAGCAUUGAUUGAUUGAUAGCUUUAGACCCCCCCCCCGAUGGAACGAAAUGAUCUGUUUUUUUAAUGAGUCUAUCACUGCUAGCCAAGCAUUUGCUGGAAUUCAUUUUCUGUUCCUUAACUGAUCGUCACAGAUGAUAUUUUUAUCCUAUUCAACCCAUUAGGGGUCAUUUCCCAAGUCCUAAAUCUUCAGUGACGGUAAGCACCACAGAUCACCACUGUACCUUCAGAGUUAAGUAUUUGCCUUUGAAACAGUCCUUAUGCCUGCUGCUAGAGCAGUGUUCCUGACUAAUUAAGAAAUUAGACAUUGCUGCCCCACCAGGCCAACUGUUCUAGGAAAAUCCUGACCAUAUGUUCGCAGGAUUUCCCUAGAAUGCAGCAGGAUAAGAAUCUGAUUUCGUGCCAUCCAGCAUUAAAUUUGAAAUGAAAAUUUGAAGGAAUUGGCAAAAGUUUUAGUGGAAAAUGUUGCAUUCCGUUCUAAAGAGUAUCUUUGGGGAGUCGUUUAUGUUUUUCUUUUUAAAUUUGGGAAGCAUUAGAAAUUUGGCUCUCUCUCUCUCUCUUUCCCCCUCAAUCUCUAUUGCCAGCUAUAUAUAGCUUUAGAGAUAUAUAUAGCCAUAUAGCUCGUGAAGCUGGGCUUAUAUAUGCACCCACCGCUUCCAUUUGUUCUCACUCGGCCUAUCACAUAAAGAGACAACUUCUCCUCACCCUCAAUUUAAUCUCCAGGACUGUUUGACUUCUAUUGCCCUCACUGAGACGUGAGGUUUUGUUUCAGCCUCCUGUCAAUUCCUAUCUAACACCAGAGAUGAUAAAACUCACUGCCAAUUGACCAUCUGUCUUCGGUCUUCUAAUAAUAGUAAUAAUAAUAAUAACGGUAUUUGUUAAAUGGUUACUAUGUGCCAAGCAGUGUUCUAAGC